This is a messenger RNA of Paramecium octaurelia, 2465 nucleotides long. The record is from the annotation of a GenBank genome assembly. Lineage: Eukaryota; Ciliophora; Oligohymenophorea; Peniculida; Parameciidae.
AUGGACGAAAAGGAAUUUUAGAAUAGAACAUGCUAAUAGCAUUAACAUGAAAUAAUUGCUGUGGAUUUAAAAUUGGCAAAAACAUAAAAUGAAAAAUAUUUAUGUGGCAAAUGUUUGAUUCUGAGGAUAGAUGGGCAACAAAUUCUAUUACUUAGUGAAUUGAUUGAAAUGAUCAAAUAGAUGAAGAAUGACUAGAAGAAACAGUUUAUGGAAAAUAAUUAGACCUAAUUGAAUUAUAUGAAAUAGCUAUAAUAAUCAUUGAAAGAAUGCAAUCAACAUGUUAAAGAAAAAAUAGAAAAAACACAAAAUAAUAUUGAAAUUCAGAUUUAAGAUAGUAAUAAGGACAUAAAAACAAAGGAAGAUAGUUAAGAUGAAGUUGAUCUAGAUAAGGAUAUGUCAUACUAUUACAAUUCUGAUAAAGAAUAUGAAUUACCUUAAAGAGAAUAAAACAUUAAUGCUAUUUCAUAAUUAAUAGAAAAUGUAUAAAACCAAAUUGGCUCUAUUUCAAACACUUUUUAGUACUAAAAAAUUUUAGAAUCAUUAUAAAAUAUCAAAACUCAAUUUCAAAUUGACAUGCCAUCUGAAAAAGAUAUCAAGGUAAAAUUUUUAUAAAUAUUUAGAUUUGUGAACAACAUGGUUUAGAAAUUAUUAUGGUCAAUAUAGAAUCAGGUCAAUAAGAACACAAAAGGAUAGCAUGUUCUAGGUGUAUAUAAGAGUUUCCUCAGAAAUAUACUACUCUAGAGGAUGCAGAUGAAAAUUGGACAAAGUUUAAAAUUAACUCCAAAUAAAUGAUAUCAAAGUAUAGCAAGAAUAGGGAGUCUAAAUUUAAUUAAGCCGUUACAUUUAUUACAAACUUAAGGGACAAAUAUUCAGAAACCUUGACUGCAAUCAUUAAUGAUUUGUAAACUAACAGGGUUAUUACAGAAAAACAAUUGUCCCCCUUCCCAUUAUAUUAGAAGAAUAUUUAUUAAUUAGAUUAAAAUCAAUUACAAGAAAUAUUGGAAGCUCUAAGUUAAAAAGAUCUAUAUCAACCCUUAAAAUUAAAGUUAGCACAAUAAGAUUAAUUAGAUUCAAUAUUCUAUCAUAAGCUUAAAGAAACUAUAGAAAAUCUUGUGAAACAUGAUCUCCUAACAAAGGAAUAAAUAAUAAUGAUAGAAAAGAAUUAUGAAAGUAUUAAUAAUAUUUGAUAUAUAGACCUUGUAAUUCUGAAUGAAGAUGAAAAAAAGCAAAUCAUUAAUUGCAAUGAAAUUAAAUAAUUUUUGGAAAAUAUAUCUUUGCUUUAAUCCUAUAUGGCUAUAAUUGAAGAUUCAAUUUAAUUAUAUAACAAUUUAUAAAACUAAGUUGAUACUUUAAAGGAAAAAAAAGAAUUUUCAAACCUAUUUAAUUAGAAAUAAACGAAAAAGGUACUUAAGAAAGUUGAACAAACAGAUCAAAGUAAAUAGUCUGAUUCAGAAUCACUAUUUUCAAGAUAAUAUUCAUAAUUUAAUUAGAUUUCCAAGAAAUACAAGGAAUUGUUGAUUGUAUACAAGGAUGAAAAUUUAGUAUCAUAAUUAUAAGGAAGUUUGAAAUAAGAAAUAAAUGCUUAAAGCAAACUAAAAGAGAAAAUAUAAUAAUUAGAAAAUCAAAUUUAAAAUCUUAAAUUGGAUUUUGAAAAACAGAAGUAGUAAUUAGAACAGGCUUAAGAAAAGCUUGAAUAGGAAACCUAAAAGGUAGAGCAAUAAAAAAAAAAAUCUGAUGAAUAAGACUAAAAGGUCAUUUCAUAAAUGGAACUAUUAAAUAAAACUAUAACUGAUGUUAAUUCAUAGAUUAAAAAUAGUUUGCAAUCCAAAGAUCAACAAAUAAAUUCAAUAUAAUCACAAUAUUAAAAUUCUCAAAAUUCAUUAAAUAAGUUACAAUAAACAUAUAAUGAUCUCAUUAAAGAUAUCAAAGCUAAGCCUAGUGCAUUAUAAGAUGCUCAAUAUUAGAAGAUAUUAUAAACAAUAGAAGAAAAAUCAAAAUAAGUUAUUAAAUGCACAAUUCUUGUCUAUUGUGGGUCUAAGGAUGGAUUGAACCAUACAACAUUUUGGAAUAAAGUAUAUGGCAGAAAGAAUUUAUUAAUGGUUUUCAAGUCAAACACAAAUUACAUUUGUGGGGCAUUUUCACCAUGCUAAUGGCUAUAGCACUUAGGUAAUUAUGUUUUAGAUGACACAUUACAGUCAUUCUUAUUUUCCCAAAAUCACAAUUAGAUUUAUCCUUUAAAGGCAGCUAAUAAAGCACAUGCGAUCUACUGUAAUUCAGGUUAUGGGCCUUCAUUCGGUUCUGGUCACGAUUUAUAUAUACCUUCAAAUUUUAAUGGUGCCAGCUCCAGCUUAGGGUCAGCAUACUAGUGUGAUUAGUAUGGUAGUAUCACUAACUCAACCCAUUUAUUUGGUCAAUCAAGUGUUUAAAUUACUGAAUGUGAAAUAUUUGAAAUAGUAUUUAAAUGA